This is a messenger RNA of Mizuhopecten yessoensis (Yesso scallop), 2966 nucleotides long. RefSeq names its product extensin-1-like. Gene Ontology annotation, cellular component: filamentous actin; adherens junction; Z disc. The coding region runs from base 228 to 1844 and encodes 538 amino acids. Gene Ontology annotation, biological process: actin cytoskeleton organization; muscle structure development. The record is from RefSeq and is a predicted model, not a curated record. The transcript has 8 exons. Lineage: Eukaryota; Metazoa; Mollusca; Bivalvia; Pectinida; Pectinidae. Gene Ontology annotation, molecular function: muscle alpha-actinin binding; actin binding.
CUAGCGUUUACCCAUCUUCUGGCAGUGCUAAAUAUACCCUCUGCCGACUAUCCACCGACACUACGAUCUGAAGGUGUUCGGAGUGCCGCUAUUCGUCAGCUCUCGUCGAUUUCGACUUGGUGUGUAGAGGCUGAGAAGGUCCAGCUCACAUUCCCGUCCGGUCGGGUCUCUAUAGCAGUUGCUUCACCUAGCCAGGAUGGCUAUUAGGAACUGACCGACCAUUGAAGAUGCGGGUGAAGCUGUUUCGGGAUUCGUUCGAUACCCCCUGGGGUUUCCGCUUGCAGGGCGGAAGGGACCUGAACCAGCCCCUUGUAGUACAGAGGGUUUUUUCGAACACUCCCGCAGAGGGUGAACUCCAACGAGGGGAUAUUUUUCUCGAGAUUAACACGAGGGACGCUGCAGGCUUUACACACAAACAGGCUCUAGACCAGAUCAAGUUUGGGGGGGGACAGAUCGACCUCCUCAUAGAAAGACCGGCUACACCAAACAUCAACCCUCUUCAUCCUCAAAGUCCAACACGAGCUCCGUCUAACCUACCAGCUGUUUUACCGGGAGCGAUCCAGAUUCCUAUAAAGAAGCGGCCAGAUCCGGUGUACGCAGCCCCCAGCAUGCAUCCACCACAGAACACGUCCGGACACCAACCCAAAAAGAUCACACUCAACACGUUUGGAGGUGGUACUACUAGUUUUGGUGCCAGUUACGGUAAGCCCCCGGCGAAGACCGGGUGGUCCCCGCAACAAUCCCCUUCCUCCUCCCAACAGCAGUACUCCCCUCAACCUAAUAUGAUGGUGCGUGUCCAGGAUAGUCUUGAUAGUGCUUUGUCACCCAGGUCUUUCUCCUCAUACCAACAGCCCGUUCAACACCAAGCUCCUCCUCCAAUGCGCCAGUUCAGUGCCGGACCAUCCUAUCCCUCCCCAGGUUUGACGUCGACACAGGCAGAACUGCAGGACCAGCAGCCAAGUUAUAUCCGGUCUAGUGACCCCGUCCCCGAGGAGGAUUUCUCAUAUAUCCCUGUUUCACAGAGGAAGCAGACAUUUUCUUCUAAACCUGCACCACCACCACAGGACAUGCGCUAUAAUAAUGGCAACAACGAGUUCCAAGAGGUUGGAGAAGAGGAGGAAGAUAAUUAUCCAACAGCUCCAGUUUGGGAACGACGAAAAAUGUUUGGUCAGGCCGCACAGCCUCAGAAAGCCGUCCCUAAAGGUAAAAAGGGACCGAAGCCGUUCAAACCGCAGUCACAAGAUUAUGCUGACUUUGGCGUGGAUUACACGAAAAUCAAGAAACAACCCGAGCCUGCAAGGUUCCAGCCAUCGGCACCACCAGCGCCACCCCCAGUACAGUCCAGACCAGUCAACUACAGCGGGGACAAUAUGGGUGGUUAUGAUAGGCCACCAGCGUGGUCCAGCUCUCUGAGAUCGUCAAAUGUCUCUAAGCCUUGGGAACUUGAACAACAGGACUCCUUCAUGCCUGUCCAAAACACUCCUCAGCGAGGAGGCCCGCCCUCCGUCAGUCCCAAACCGACGUCGCCCAGACCCCCUGCACAGGCUCCGGUCCAGAGACAGAUCCCUAUAAGGAUGUCUUCCACUGCCACACCCUCUGGGCCUACUCCAGCCAAUACCAAGACUGGAGACAGGGACUGGAGCGAGUCACACGUUUAUCGUAUGCUGCAUGAUCGGAACCCAGCGUCACACGCUGCCCCCGCGGUGAAUACCAAGCCUCCGCCACCUCCGGUGGCUUACAAGCCAGUGCAUCAACCGCCGGCUCCACCUGCACAAAAGCAGUAUCAACAAGCUCCACAGAACAACUACGGCUUUGACGAUAGCUACGGAACCUCGGACUUUUAGAUGCUAAAUAUGUGACGGUAUAAUUAAUUACGGAACCUCGGACUUUUAGGUGCUAAAUCUGAGACAAGAUGAUAAACCGACUUAUAUUUUGUGGUGUAGCGAUGAAAUAGUGAGAAGUUCUUGGUCAGUGACGGAUACAGAAAUUGUAUUGGGAAGGGAUGAGAUGAUGGUACAUUAAUUGUGCAAUUCAAAUAUUCAUAUGUAUUUGUAAAUUCUUAAAGGCCAUCCUUGUCCCGGCUGCCUUGACCCAUUGCUUUGGAGCGAAACAUUUCUCAUUAUUCUUAGAUUCAUGCAAAGCUUUGAGUUUUGAGGUGUGUAGUGGCAUAUUCGGUCUAUUUUGAGAAAAACAAACUUUUGAAUUUUCUUCCGAGAACUUUUGAAUAAGAAACUUGUCAUGGUGCUGAAUUGGUGUUAGACAAUGAAGCUAUAAUUGUAAUUAAUCCCUUUGUGUUGUGGAGCGGAACAAACGAUGUUUCGUCUUCUGAUGUCCAUCCACGGUACAAAGGAAGAUGUCUUCCAAUGACAGGAAGAUCGUCAGAUUUGUAAAAACGUCGUGAAAACGAUCAGAUUUCGAAGACAUUGGUUAAUAUAUGUCAGCUAUGUCGUUAAGGUCGGACAUCGAGAAAAUGUGCAAUACAAUAUUUAUUAUACAUGUUGUUGUGUGACGACUAGUUGCACGCUUUCUGUGAUUGUACUAUAUUUAGGGUCGUUACCUAGACAAGUUUACCUGUGUUAGUUAAUGAUGUGACGGCAUUCUAUGAUCUGACAUAAGUAGUUAGCGGCCAAUUUUCAUACUAACAUAUGGUGAGUUGGUCCGUAAAUGUGAUGUAACAGUUCUGAUUGGACGGUUUUUGUAUGAUUCGCUUUCGUGUGCUCUUGUAGCCUUUUCCUCUUUCCUGGAAUGUUCAUAUUAAAGUUUAUGCCUUAAAUUAAGAUUGUGCAAUAAAACAUUUUUAUUUGUAAAUGUGACUUAUUAACAGAUCUUUUACACGUUUAAUUUAUAUAUAUAUAUAUAUAUUUAUAUCGAGAUGCAAAAGGGAUAUAUCAUACACGGCAGACAUUGAUGAGCUAAGAUGCAUUGUCCUGUACAGUGAACGUACAAUAAAGUGGUCUCUCAUUUAC